This is a messenger RNA of Pieris napi, 1173 nucleotides long. Its product is annotated as STI1-like protein. Gene Ontology annotation, molecular function: Hsp90 protein binding. Bases 372 to 1094 code for a protein of 240 amino acids. Lineage: Eukaryota; Metazoa; Arthropoda; Insecta; Lepidoptera; Pieridae. The record is from RefSeq and is a predicted model, not a curated record. The transcript is spliced from 5 exons.
UCUUUAAAAAAAUCAUGCUAUGCACGUGAUGAAUAAUUAAUUGUAACUCGUUUAAUUGCCAAUAUUAGUAUUUAUUUAAUUAGAUUUUUACAUAGUAGUAGUUGAUACACUAAUUAAUCACUGUGUCGUUAUACUGUUUGAUGCUUAUUAUAAUGAGCACUGACUUCUUUUCAAGUCAUUAAAGUGAACAAAAAUCCAAAUUCAUAAUUUUCAUCCAACUGUAUAUAAUUUAAUUAAUAAAUAUUUUAGUUUUUAAGUGUUGCUAAGUAGCUUCCCUAAGGUGCUCAAUAACUUUUAACGUUAGUGAAGUUUUAAAUAUUAUAGGGAAGUAAGUACUUUAAAGCUGAAUUCUGCUAAUACCAAGAAUCACAAUGGAUUCAAAAAGUGAAACAGUUAAAUUAUCUGCUGAAGAACUUAAAAAUAAGGGUAAUGAAUGUGUUAAAAACGAGAAAUAUAUAGAAGCUGUCCUACAUUACACACAAGCAAUAAAAAUGGAUCCUAAUAACUAUGUGUUAUACAGUAACAGAUCAUUUGCAUUUCUCAAAUUGGAUCAACAUUAUCUGUCUCUACAAGAUGCUAAUGAAACUAUAAAACUACAACCACACUGGGCAAAGGGUUACUUUCGUCGGGCUGAAGUAGAAGCUGCUAGUGGAUUGUAUGAUGAGGCUAUUAUAUCCUACACAAGAGCCUUACAGCUUGAACCUCAUAAUACUAAGUUAAUGGAGUUUAUAAGAGAUGUUACUGAACUACAGAAAAAUAAUUUAAAGGGCAGUCAAAAUGUGAUCUGGAUCUGUACAAUAGUGGGACUUAUUAUAGGUAUUGGAGUGGUCAUAUUGGAUUAUACAUUGACAGCAAAUCCAACAUUAAUAAAUCCAAUAAGUAUGGUAGCCUUUUCAAUAGCUCUUUCUGGAGUAGGAUUUGCAAUAGGGAAAACAUCAACACUUAUGACUGCUUGGAAUGCAGGAAAAUCUUUGCAGCCACCACCUGAUUUAGAUACAAAUGAACAAUCUGAAAAAGAAAAUGUACUGCCAGAGAAGAAAAAAUAUAGCAAGGCACAGGCCAGGCAUAGGUUUAAACAGGGGAAACAACUUUAGUUAUCAUAUUUAUAACAAUAUUGUAAAAUCCGUCAACAACUGUGUUCUGGUGGUGGACUGUUUUGUUACCAUAUAUAUA